GACUUUUCAGGAAAGUUGCGUUCCGCGAACAAGGCAGCGAUCAUGGGUGUUGUUCUUCACUACAGUAUUUUCUUUAUGCUGUACAUGUAUUCUUUAAGAAUUUGCUUCGGCUGUUUGGAUGGUAAGUUCUUCUCUUCCCGGCUUGUUGUUUCAAUCAUAGUUAUCGCUAUUUUCAAAAACUGGACGACAAAAUAGUGAGAAAUACAUUUAUCUCUUGAAAGAAGAUAAAAAAAAAAUUAUAAUUGGCUAGACGGACUUUAAACUGAAUUGGAAUCAAGAGUAGCUGCAAAAUUUCUGCUCUAAUAUACUGCCCAUAAAUAUGACUUUUCUACGGCUUAAGGUUAAUUACAGUUAACAGACAUAUGCAAAAAAGUCACUUCACAUGCAAAAAGUUCCGCAAAAUUGAUUUUCGUGGUUGCAAAAUUGUGUAAGGCUCGUAGGACUCCAAGGACUGUACCUUUCCCGGAUAUAAAGAACCAUGUCUAUUAGCAACGAGGAGAAAAGACGCAAAAAGUUCUAAACAAGCGUUUUCGAAACGCUCUAAAUGAUAAAUUUUGGUUGGAGACCGGCUUUUUUCACUGUUAACCUCUUUUACAUUUACUAGCGAUUAACCACAUCUUUGUGGGAUCUGUUUGUUUAUUUAGCCUGUUACGUCUGCUCGCCGGCAAAAUGAUUGCUCUUCAAGAAUCUAGCUGUAGAAAAGAAAACAGAAUCUGGCUAUUAUUAGCGAGAAAAAAAAUAAUAAAAAAGGCUGCUAACAAUGUCAGCGUGUGCGAGGAUCUUUUAGUCCCUUUUUAUUUCUUUUCGUUUCUUAUCAGUUGAACUUUUCACUUCCCCUCUGCAGCUCAUGAUUCCUUAGUAUCUGUUCUUAAUUAUCUUUGUUUUUACUUUGGACCCCUACCAUAUUAACACUAUACAUUAAUACGACCCUGUUCCCCUCUUUUAAGUUUAACGAAUCUUUUACUGGCUCGAAAAUGUCCUGUCAUUUCCUUAUUCGAAAACCUCGUUCAAUAUGACCACCUUUAUAAGUAUCCCCAGGCGUUACCUUCUUUAUAUUUGUACCUCGUUAAUACGAACAACAGGGAAGUCAGACGUAAUCAAUUUGACAAUCUGCAUCAAUUUUAUCUUACUGAAAGUUGUUACAAUAACAUAAUUGAGCGUCCGAGUCAUAUGUGUAAAAUCCGGCACGGCAGAUUAAUAGACUGGUGAAAUUCUACUUUGCUGCAUAUAUUUUAGAAAGGCUUAGUAUAAUAUGGGUUGUACCACGUUCUCGGAUCAUGGACAAGCCCAAGCCCAAAGCCCAACGGUCAUCGUAUUAACGGGAAUUUUAUUCUACUCAACUGUCCUUGUUUCCUUUGUGGUCAAUUUAAUAUGUUUAAGACGUUCACUGAAUGCCUUUUUUCAGAAUAAAUAUCAAACGUUCCUCAUGGACGAAAAACCAGCGAAAUACAAAGCUAACAGUUAUUUAUUUUUGUCCUCUUUGGGCGUAAGUCAGUGUUAAUUGUAUCAUAGAAGUUGUCCUUUGAAUUCUGGAAUUCUUUCGAUAUCAUGCCAUCUAUUUCAACCCACGUUUUAUUCUAUUUAAUGCAAGAAUUUGCUUAUUCAUUCAAUCAUGCAGCUGCUAACAGACUGACUGAAUGACAUGGCAACCUUAAUAAAUGCUGAAUAAGAGGAAAUAAGGGUAAACACAUCCCGCUGCACGUAAUUAACAAGGAGAAAAUUGCUAAAAAAAAAAAGACUUCUGUUUGAAUCUGUAUAAAGAUUCAGUUGAAAAAAAAAAACAACAACAACAACAGCAACAACAAAAGAAUUCUGUUUGCAUAUCAACGGGAAAACAUUUCCUGAGCAAACACCGGACGAUCACAAUGUUGGCUCUUUUCAUAAAAUCGAAACUUUCCAUGGAUUUGUUAUUGUCCUUAAGGCAGAGCAGAACCUGAAACGGUUUUUCCCAUUUUAUGCGCCGGAUUUAUUUUAACUGUCUUCUAUUCCAAUGCCGGAAUGUUGCUAUUUUGUUCAAUUAUAAAUUGCCAGCGGACUCAACGAACAACAUGGAAACCUAUUUAAAAGUUAAAUAACAGGAGACAAAUGUGAGAAAUUUUUAAGAAAUAUAAAAUUGAGUUUCUAUGUUGUCACUGCGGUUUAACCCUUAGAUUAUAAACUCGUUAACAAGGAGAAAGUUGCUAAGAAACAAAGAAUUUUGUUAUUUGCGUGACUAGGGAAAAAUAUUUUCACAAUAAACACGACAGUUUACCACUAUUCAAGACAGGUGGGAAUACCAUCUUCCAGUUUUCCUGUUUUCAGCCUUUUCAUUUGGCUUUUGCAAAUUUUAAAACGAAUUGUCGUAUAUUUUCCUUAAAAAGGGGGUUUUCUUUUAGAGCUCGACCAAUUGACAGAAAAUGGGCCUAGAGAGCUAACAACUUAUAUCCAUCUCCUUGUCGACAUUAUUUCAUAUACUUUGCUAUUUUAAGCCAGUUUGAAGAAUAAAACUACUCUCCCAGGAAGAUCGUCAGCGAUUCCAAAAAACCCAGCAAGUUUAAUUAAUAUACAUAGCAGUUUCAUCAAAUUUCAGAUUAAACAUGGCUGAAAGAGCAGGACUAUAACCUAAAAUAUAAGUUAUUACGUUCCAUGAACUUCAAUCUUAUCUACAAAGGACAGUUUCUUUAUAUUAAUCGAAGCUCUUUUUGCCGCCAAAACAGGUCAGAAUUUCUAAACGUAUUUUUUUUCCUUUUUUAAAUUCAGGUAACUGCCGCGUACUGGCGUUUCCGAGCUAUUUCCUAAUUGCUGACAAAUGUUUAGAUAGCCACACGAUCUUAAUUGUCCAACAUGUCCCGGAUAUGGGUCUCUGUGAACUGCUUUGUUACAACGAACCAAACUGCGUCAGCGUUAAUUAUGAAAUACAAACACAGAAACGGUGUGAACUGAAUAAUUCAACACACCGAGCGCACGAUGAAGACUUUUUAGGGAGGAGAGGCUGCUUAUAUCAUGGAGCAAUUGUGAGUUUUUUGUCUUGUCUUUUCGUUGUCUUUUUUUCUUUCAUGAUCUGCUUUCAUCAUCUUCAAGGCGAUCAUUAUCUCACCAUAGUCAUCAUCAUCACAAGAGACGUCAUCUUCGUCAUUAGGGAGCUUAAGCAACUACGUCGACGAUGGCGGUGGAGUGAACUUUUCUUAAAAAGUUAACUCGAACUGUUUCAAAAUUCGUCGCUCUUUUUCCAUGCCGCGUUUUGUCAAAUGUUGGUGAAUUUUUCGGGUGUUAAAUUCUAAAGGACUGUAUCUAAGUUGAAAAAAAAUAGAACCAUUUGUCCAGAAACGUGAAAUUAGGUAGGUCAUGAAACGACACCAACGAAAUGUAAGAUAAAGCGUUAUCCACAUGCAAAUAUAUUUUUUUAAAAUUUGGUAAACUAAACCUAUUUGCUUUUUCGACGUUUUCGUUGUCUUCGACGUCGUCGUCGUUAAGCUCCCUAUUAUCAACAUCAUCUUUGUAAUAAUUAUCAUUGUCAUCAUCGUCAUAGUCAUCCCGUAGUGAAGGUUUAAUUGGCGUAACUUCUGUUACAAAUCAGACAUGAUUUUUGUUCUUUAAAGAGUGCUUGUGAUAAUCCCCGUUGCCAUAACAACGGUACCUGUCAGUCUGGAUUCACAGAGAAAAAGUAUCGGUGUUUGUGUCCUUCUGGUUUCACUGGUGAACACUGUGAGAAUGGUAAGUUAUUCUUGAAAGUUUCUUUUAAAGCAACUAAUUAAAUCAAAGGAUUUUAAAUCGUGAUAAAGAUGAUUUGAGCCGUCCAUGUCAUUUCUCACGGCAGUGUAUGAAACGAGCGGUUAUUUUAAGGUUUUGUUAUCCUGUGAGUUUAAAUUAGCCUUCUUUAAAUGUCGCAGACUUUCAAAUACUAUUUUCCACGAAAUUUUUGCAUUAUAUUGUCGUAAUCUUGUGUGUGUUUCUUGGUUAUUUGAGUUGCGUGUUAGGGCUUCUUGUUAAGUAGUAGCAGUUGGUAAAAGAAAGCUAAUCUUCAAUAGCAUCUCAACUGUAAAAGAAGAAAACCUGAUAUGGCCUGAGCCUGAGUAAUACCUCUAUGCUCUUUGCUAGGAAGUUCAUUUUACUGAGCUCGCGUGGGGGCGGGAAGACUUCAAUGAAAAAUGCUCGUCUGAAAUUAGUAUUAAAACCCCUACUGGACACUAAUAAGGGCGUGGCCUUUUGCUCUUAGCUGUAAUUGACCCCUUAAGAAUACCAUGGAUCAUGAAAGUCACGGCAUUUGUUUUUUUUAUAUAUGGGUAUUUCUUGAGGAAAAAACCAAAACUCAUCCUCUUUAGCCCUCAGCGAUACCUUAAUGGGUAAAACAUUGAAUUUCCACCCUGCAUACCCUACGUGUGACCACUCGAGCUUCCAGGUCGAAUGCGAGCCGAUGAAAUCGGGUUGUACAUAUUUUUGGAUAACUUACCGUGAGCAGCUAGGGGAGAGUUGUAACCAAAUAAAACUUUGCGAGGGAAAAUAAGUGACAUACAGAGAUCAAGAAUGUCAAAUAUCGAAACUGUGGGUCCAACCAUUAUGUGCUCCUGCCAUAAUCUUUUGCUGAAUAUGCAAAAGUCUUAAUUUUCUCAUAACUGAUUAAGUUCAUAGGUGAAGGUGAAAAAAAAAACAACAACAACAACAAAACGCAAAUUAAACAAUAAGUCAAUGUCUUAACAGACAGAGGAAAAUCUAGCUUUUCUUUGGAUUCAACACCGAUUUUGUGACUUGCUACUUAUACUGUUACUACCUUCUAGUAACCUCUUCUCUUGAUUUCACUGUAGAUGUAAACGGUGGAAAGUCUAAAACACACAAAUGCGAAACACGUUGUUGCUAUUAUUGAUCAAUAUGAUUUCAGACAUCAAUGAGUGCAAAGAAGGAACCCACAAUUGCAGUUCUAAUGCGGUUUGCAAUAACACCAAAGGAUCCUACAACUGCACAUGUAAACCUGGGUUCUUGGGAGACGGAUGGAACUGUACAGGUGAUCAGUGAAUAUACAAAUACAUAAAUGAGGUUUUAGUUAAUAGGGGAAGCAUCUUGUCAAAGUUUUAUUAAUGAAACCGUAAGUAAAGUUGGAAGUAAACCUAGUUUGGAAAUGACGAAAUACCAUCUUCACCUUAUAUUUGCAAUUAUUGUUAAAAAAAAAAUUAAAAAAGUAAAAAAAAAUAGUAAACUUCAGGUCACGACUAUGGUAUCAUAGGAGACACAUUCAGACGGUUACUGAAUAUAAUAAAGGUUGUCCAAAAAUCGAUUGUGGGUCUAAAACAAACAAAUGCCACAGAAACGCAAAGUCAGGAAGAACAAAGGAUCUUAUAAUUGCAUUUGCAAGAAUGGAUGUUUUCCCGUCCAGGCUAAAUAAAUUUUAAUUUUUCACCGACUGAGUAUUCAGUUAUUUAAUGAAAAACGUAUUCCAGAUAUCGAUGAGUGUGUGGCAGAUGCCCACGAUUGCAGUUCUGAUGCAUUUUGUAAUAACACCCACGGAUCCUUCGAUUGCACGUGUACACCAGGAUAUACAGGAGAUGGACAAAAAUGCACAGGUAAUAUUUAUCAGUAGAAAUUCUGUUGUCUUAUGGCAGCAGAAACUUCAUUGCUUAUUAUAGCAAUACAACCGCAAGGUGGAUCCAAGGGAUUUUUGGCCGCCUGAAAUUUCUGAUAGUCGGGAGGCGUGUAAGAAUUUGUGUUGUUACAGGUUCAUGUAUUCAUCUUCCCUCUACUGCAACGUUUUGGAAUUUCCAUAGGACUAAUUUAAUAAACUUGUUUUGUGAUCGAUAAGUAUCACCCACUCCUUCUUACAUUGUACAUUGGAUCUGCCCCCCUGAGCGAACGCCCAGUGACGUGUAAGAGAAAUCAUAUUGACUUGGAACAUGACUUUAUAACCCAAGUCAAAUUUAGAAGGAUUUGAAUGCAGUUGACAAAACAUAAUAGUGUUAAUAUCUUGUUCUUAACUUUAAGAAAAUGCUGGUUAUUGUCAAAUAGCCCUUUUCAUCAGUUUUUUACUCUCAAUAAAACCCAUAAUUACACAAAUUUAGUUUGAUGACGUUAUUACUCUAGGAAUCGGUGAAGUUUGGCGAUAUUUGCAAUUUUUGAAGGGAAGAAAGGUGCAAAAUGUUCUUGGAAAAGAACUGCGGUAAUUAGAAAGUUAUCUGCUCAGAUGUCAAAAAAUAUCGAAGAAAAAUGACUGAGUAAACAUGUAAUCUCACCAGUGUAAGUGGGUGUAAGUAAACCGAUUCUGCAACACGUUUGUGUAUAUAAUAAAAAUAACUCUGAUGAAUGAUUACUGAUCAACAUUUACGCAGGUCAGCUAUGAAAUUAAGGUCUUAGUUAACACUUUCCUCUCUUUUAACAGACGUGGACGAGUGUACCACCAAUGAUGGUGGCUGCCAUCAGAUCUGUCACAAUACAAAAGGAAGUUAUGAGUGCCAGUGUCACAGUGGUUUUUUGCUUUCUAGUGACAAACACAAAUGCAACGGUGAG
Molecule: messenger RNA, 6471 nt
Organism: Porites evermanni
Lineage: Eukaryota; Metazoa; Cnidaria; Anthozoa; Scleractinia; Poritidae
Source: the annotation of a GenBank genome assembly